Messenger RNA from Sceloporus undulatus (fence lizard), 640 nucleotides. RefSeq names its product AP-1 complex subunit beta-1-like. NCBI's taxonomy places the organism in Eukaryota, Metazoa, Chordata, Lepidosauria, Squamata, Phrynosomatidae. The transcript is spliced from 5 exons. Gene Ontology annotation, biological process: vesicle-mediated transport; intracellular protein transport. Bases 29 to 640 code for a protein of 203 amino acids. Gene Ontology annotation, cellular component: membrane coat; clathrin adaptor complex. The record is from RefSeq and is a predicted model, not a curated record.
GCCGAGCUUCGCCGCACCCAGCGCCAUCAUGCCCUCCAACCUGGCGGCGCCCAUCGGCGGCGGUUUGGGUGACCUCUUUGACUUGGCCGGCAGUGUGGGAGGCUUGUCUGGGUCCUACGUCGCCCCCAAAACGGUCUGGCUCCCGGCGGUGAAGGCCAAGGGCCUGGAGAUUUCGGGGACCUUCAGCCGCCAGGCGGGCACACUUUCCAUGGACCUGCUUCUCUCCAACAAGGCCCUGCAGGUCAUGUCCGACUUCGCCAUCCAGUUCAACCGGAACAGUUUUGGCUUGGCGCCGGCCGCGCCACUGCAAAUCCACGCGCCUCUCGCGCCAAACCAGAGCGUGGAGAUCUCUCUUCCGCUAAACACCGUCGGGUCAGUCAUGAAGAUGGACCCCCUGAAUAAUCUCCAGGUUGCGGUGAAGAACAACAUCGACGUGUUUUAUUUCAGCACGCUUUACCCUCUCCACAUACUCUUCGUGGAAGACGGGAAAAUGGAGCGGCAGAUGUUCCUGGCCACUUGGAAGGACAUCCCCAACGAGAACGAAGCCCAGUUCCAGAUCAAGGACUGCCCUCUCGGCGCAGGUCAGCCAGGGGAGCCACCAUCUUGGGAGUGCACGGGUUGGGUGCAAAAAAGGCGUUAA